Messenger RNA from Schistocerca americana (American grasshopper), 1443 nucleotides. It is a transcript of the gene Ass, whose product is annotated as argininosuccinate synthase. NCBI's taxonomy places the organism in Eukaryota, Metazoa, Arthropoda, Insecta, Orthoptera, Acrididae. Bases 34 to 1269 code for a protein of 411 amino acids. The transcript has 10 exons. The record is from RefSeq and is a predicted model, not a curated record. Gene Ontology annotation, biological process: urea cycle; L-arginine biosynthetic process. Gene Ontology annotation, cellular component: cytoplasm. Gene Ontology annotation, molecular function: argininosuccinate synthase activity; ATP binding.
UAUCUAUUCGGAGCACCAGGAAUCUAUUCGGUGAUGUCAACACAGAAGAACACUGUCGUUCUAGCAUAUAGCGGAGGACUGGACACUUCAUGUAUCCUCCGCUGGCUUAUCGAUAAAGGGUACGACGUCAUCGCUUAUAUGGCUAAUAUCGGGCAGGAGGACGAUUUUGAUGCUGUCAGAAAGAAGGCCACGAAUAUAGGAGCAAAGAAGGUGAUAAUAGAAGACUUGCAAGAGGAGUUUGUGCGGGACUUCGUGUGGCCGGCGGUCUGUGCCGGGCUGCUGUACGAGGGCCGCUACCUGCUGGGGACUUCUCUGGCGCGGCCGUGCAUCUCUCGGGGCCUGGUGAAGGUGGCGCGCAGAGAGGGCGCUCAGUUUAUCUCGCACGGCGCGACCGGCAAGGGCAACGACCAGGUGCGCCUCGAGCUCGGCUGCUGCGCCUUGUGGCCACAGGUCAAGAUACUGGCUCCUUGGAGAAUAAAGGAGUUUACAGACAAGUUCCAGGGAAGACAAGAUUUGCUACAGUACGCUGCUGCAAAUAACAUUCCAGUAUCAGCCACAAAGGAAGCACCGUGGAGCAUGGACGCAAACCUAAUGCACAUCAGCUACGAGUCGGGCAUCCUGGAGGACCCCGCACAGCCGGCGCCGCCCGAGCUCUUCCAGAUGACCAUGGACCCCAGGAGUUCGCCGGACGCGCCUUGUCGCCUGCAGAUAGAUUUCCAAAACGGUACUCCAGUCGGGGUGAAGAACAUAACAACAGGAGAAGAGGAAACCAAUCCACUGAAAUUAUUCAAACUGCUGAACAAGCUCGGUGGUCUCUACGGUGUUGGCAGAAUAGACAUCGUCGAAAACAGAUUCCUCGGACUCAAGUCACGCGGUGUAUACGAGACGCCCGCUGGUAAAAUUCUGCAUGACGCCCAUCUGGACCUGGAGACUUUCUGCAUGGAUCGCGAGGUCCUUAGAGUUAAAACUUUUCUCAAAGACAAGAUGUCAGAUUAUGUUUACAACGGUUUCUGGUUCAGCCCGGAAUGUAACUUUGUUCGCGAGUGCAUAACUGCAUCGCAAAGAAAUGUCACAGGAUGGGUGCAGGUGGAGCUCUUCAAGGGUUCAGUGUCGGUGGUGGCGCGCUGGUCUCCGGUGGGGCUGUACAACCAGCGGCUGGCGUCGAUGGACGAGCACGGAGGUUUCGACCCGUCGCACGCCGACGGCUUCAUCAACAUACACGGCCUCCGUCUCAAGGAGGCGUGCAGGGCAGCUAACAGCCAGCCGUAGCCCCUUCUCCGCUGUUGCCAAAUUCUAGCCCUUCUGUUGUCCUCUUUGCCUUUGUUGAUAUUUCAGAAUUGUUACGAAGAAUCUCGUUUUUUGUGCAUUGUCAAAUCAAAACUGUUCUACAUAGCUGUUUACACUGUGUCAUGUACAAAAUAAAAGAAUAUUUUCGACAGCGAA